CGUUACAAUUCUUCAAUAGUGUUAUUCUCUGUGUGAUCAUUCAUUAAGGAAAAUUGUUUUAAAUUGUUUGUUUGUUAAGGUGUAUGUGUAUUCUAUGUUUAAAACAAUGUUAGUACCUAACAAAGCAGAAGAAAUUGCAAAACAGUAUUUAAAAAACAAGACAGUACCAGAUCAUCAUGUUAACAAAACUUACAAACUGGUUGUCUCCAUGUUGUCCCAUGAAUGCUUUGAAAACGAAAAUUAUAAUUGGAGCUUAGAUGAUUUUGAACUAGGGCAGCGUUUAGGUAGAGGAAAAUUUGGUCGUGUUUACAUGGCUAGAGAAAAAAAAACUGGAUAUCUUGUAGCAAUGAAGACAUUAUUCAAGAAGGAGAUUGUUGAAGGCAACGUAGAACGCCAAAUUCUGCGAGAAAUAGAGAUUCAAACUCACUUGAAACAUCCAAAUAUUCUGCAGUUGCUAACAUGGUUUCAUGAUGAUUUUCGUAUUUAUUUAGCCUUAGAAUAUGCCGGCCGAGGGGAAUUAUAUAAACACUUAAAAUCUAGUCCUGGAGGUCAUUUUGAUGAACAUUUGACUGCAAAAUACAUAUAUCAAGUAGCAGAUGCUUUAAAUUAUUGCCAUCAGAGAAGGGUAAUUCACCGUGACAUAAAGCCAGAGAAUUUGCUUUUGACAACAAAUGGAGACAUCAAAUUAGCAGAUUUUGGAUGGUCAGUACAUGCACCAUCCCUCAGGCGUAAAACAAUGUGUGGAACAUUAGAUUACCUUCCACCAGAAAUAGUGGACAAUAAAAUUUAUGGAAAAUAUGUAGAUCACUGGUGUUUAGGUAUACUAUGUUUUGAGUUUUUGGUGGGAUCUCCACCCUUUGAAAGCCAGAAUUCCGAAGAAACAUACAAUAGAAUUCGCACAGUUGAUAUCAAAUUCCCUCCACAUGUUCCUUCAGGAGCUAUAAAUUUAAUAUCAGGGUUACUUGUUCAUGAAGCUGAGAAACGUUUAACUCUUCCAGAAGUCAUGAAACAUCCUUGGAUUAAAGCGAAUAUGAAUAAGCAGUAGAUUAUUUUUAAGUUUAAAUAAUUUUUUACAUGU
Messenger RNA from Agrilus planipennis (emerald ash borer), 1078 nucleotides. Its product is annotated as aurora kinase C-like. Gene Ontology annotation, molecular function: protein kinase activity; ATP binding. Gene Ontology annotation, cellular component: chromosome passenger complex; spindle microtubule; spindle pole centrosome. Gene Ontology annotation, biological process: protein phosphorylation; mitotic spindle organization; regulation of cytokinesis. The record is from RefSeq and is a predicted model, not a curated record. Lineage: Eukaryota; Metazoa; Arthropoda; Insecta; Coleoptera; Buprestidae. The transcript has 6 exons. The coding region runs from base 95 to 1045 and encodes 316 amino acids.